UAAGGCUAAGGCCACACCAGUCUCGAUUGUGCCAGUCUCCGAAAAAGAACUAGAAUUCGCCGCUUGAAAGCAACUUACCAGAAUGACUAAUCGUCAAAUGUUAAUAGCAGUUCUUUCGCUUUUUGUUCUACAAGCCCAAUUCGUGUUGCCUAGUCCUACUGAUUCACGUCUGGUAAAGCGUCAAAGUUUGCAGUCGGAUUCUACACUCUUCUUAGAUUCCGUGGGCGAUUUGGUAAUUGGAGUGAUAAACACGGGCCUCCGGAGCGUUGCGGCCUUGAUUACAUCCGGAAACGAAGCGACUCAAAAAAUGGCCGUGGCAGUUGGAUCGGCGGCUCUUCCACCACUUUUGAAUGUCACACGCGCUUUUACUCGCGUUCAGCAAUCUUCCACGCGUCUUUUCAAUAAUACGCAGUCUGUCGUACCGGAGCCGGGAACUUUACGUGACGUAACACGACGUAUUGCCCAAGGCAUUCAGCCGGCCAUCGGGCUUGUCGGGCAGUCUGUCAACAGCACAUUUCGAAGAACAUCUGGUAAUGGGAUCCUCGGCGCUUUCGGUGGAUCAUCUAACACCACAAGAGUCAACCCCAACGACAGCGAGAUCCCACCGGAAGGUUUCGAAGAUUUCUAGAUCAAUUAAGUCCUAAACAUUUGAAACCUUGUAACUCGAACCUAUGAAGUGUUGCAAAAAUCCGCUGGCGUGUUUUAUUUCCCUGUAUCAAAGUUAACAAAACAACUUUCGAAGAUUUAAAUAAGUUCAACAAUUUUUUCAAGCUGUUUACGUUUCUUUUGUUGGCAUGACGUGGCAUUUCCUGGAAUUUUCGAUUUCACAAUACAAGCCGUUGGCAAAUCACAACACCAAUAAA
This is a messenger RNA of Daphnia pulicaria, 863 nucleotides long. RefSeq lists its product as uncharacterized. Bases 83 to 628 code for a protein of 181 amino acids. The record is from RefSeq and is a predicted model, not a curated record. NCBI's taxonomy places the organism in Eukaryota, Metazoa, Arthropoda, Branchiopoda, Diplostraca, Daphniidae. The transcript is spliced from 5 exons.